AAUCCACUCAUCCUCUUUUUUUUUACCUCUAAUCCACCUGAACAUAUACAAAUCAUGACUAUUCAAGCAACUUCUUCAAUGGCUCCAUCGUCUCCGGUGGCCACACCACGAUCACCGUGGCACUCACCGGUGCCGUACCUCUUUGGGGGCCUUGCUACCAUUUUGGGUCUCAUUGUUUUUGCUCUCUUGAUCCUCGCUUGCUCCUACCGGAACAUCUCCCCAAACGAUGAAGGAGACCUUGAGUCAGGAAACCGAAAUGAAACCAAAGACUCCAAACCCGUUAAACAAAAAGAGACUCCUGUGUUCGAAGAGAAGUAUCUCGUAAUCAUGGCUGGACAAGUGAACCCAACGUUUUUGGCAACUCCCAUUUCUAGCCCAGCGUCGUCUUUUGGUAGUUGUAGUUGUGGGAGUAACUCGACUGGCGAGGGACACGUCUUCCAUGCCCGACGAGGAGAGUUGUGAUCAGCUACAAAUAUCGAAUAUGGAGAACCAUGAGACUACACAUCAACUCCCUUAGUGUUUUUGAUUACAUAAGUUUUGUUUCUUUUCCGUAUGAAUCCUUGUAGACUAGAAAUGAUCGAAGAUUAAGCACCCGAGAUUGCGGAUGCAUAGGAGAUAGCGUACGGGCACUUGUAUAUGAUCAUAGAGAGUACCAACUCAACUUUUUUGGCAAAUAAAUGAAAAGUUUUCCAACUUUUCAGCGUACUAUAUGACGUUAUAAUA
Messenger RNA from Helianthus annuus (common sunflower), 723 nucleotides. RefSeq names its product protein GLUTAMINE DUMPER 2. Gene Ontology annotation, biological process: regulation of amino acid export. The coding region runs from base 55 to 462 and encodes 135 amino acids. The record is from RefSeq and is a predicted model, not a curated record. The transcript has a single exon. NCBI's taxonomy places the organism in Eukaryota, Viridiplantae, Streptophyta, Magnoliopsida, Asterales, Asteraceae.